Messenger RNA from Corticium candelabrum, 1149 nucleotides. Its product is annotated as alpha-1A adrenergic receptor-like. Lineage: Eukaryota; Metazoa; Porifera; Homoscleromorpha; Homosclerophorida; Plakinidae. The transcript has a single exon. The record is from RefSeq and is a predicted model, not a curated record. Gene Ontology annotation, cellular component: membrane. Gene Ontology annotation, molecular function: G protein-coupled receptor activity. Bases 1 to 1149 code for a protein of 382 amino acids. Gene Ontology annotation, biological process: G protein-coupled receptor signaling pathway.
AUGGAAGACGUCGAGUACGCUGCCGUGCGGAACGAGACGCUUGAGAACGGGUCCACGUGUGACGACACGCCGUACUUCGGUGCCACAUAUAUAGGGAUCAUGACCAGUGUGCUGAUAAUCUUGUGGACGGUCGGAGUGACGGUCAACUGUACCGUCUUGCUUUCCAUUGUCUGCAUCCGCCGCCUCCGAACUACAACCAAUUUUCUAGUGGCCAACUUGGCGGUUAUCGGUUUUCUCUACUACGUGAGCAUCGUUUCUCUUGCUGUGUGGAUUGUCAUACAGGCUGGCGUGUGGCCUGACUCGAUUCCGUGUUAUUUGAACGGAUUUCUUCUUGUUGUUCUGACGUCAGUCGCUUGGAUGAGCCACGCGGCCGUCAGCGUCGAGAGAUAUGUGAAAAUUAAGUAUCCACUGCAAAGAAUCUUCUCACGCUGUGUCACCAUUCUCGUACUCUUGGUUGUCUGGUUGUGUAGCAUAUGCAUCGCUCUGCUACCCAACCUGUCAAAGCAAUCCUACUUUGAGAUGAAAGCGCGUAUCAUUUGUGCACCCGACUUCAACGUCGUCCCGUCGUACUUUAUGAUUGCCUACACGGGCUCGAUGUUUGUCAGUGUUGUCAUCAUGGUCGUCUGUCAAGCUGGCGUGUACAGAAUCUUCAGGAGAAGCCAACGGAGAGCAAGUGAGAGAAGACAGAUAGUGGGAGUAUUCACCACCUCUCAAGAAACUGAAGAGAGGAGAGUCAUCAGUGGUAAUAACAGUGCACAAAUGAGCUCCAAUAGAGUGUCUAUGCUGUCUGAUGUUGUCUCCAUUGCUCACAGUAAGGCAUCGUAUUCACACGAAAACGGGUCGACCCGACCCGACUUUAAGAUGACUCUGGCAAUUUUCAAGAGCAGCAUUUUGUACGUUGUCGUCUACAUAGCGGGAAUUGCUGCAAUCAUUGUGUCGCGGACGGUUGGACCGAUUGACGAGAACGCCUGCAAUGUGGAGGGCUACACAACUUUCUACGUCGUCAGCGCUCACAUGGUGCUUGUCAGUUUGGUAAUGGCCGUCACCCCCAUCAUCUGCAUUCAAGGACACACCGGACUCAGAUCAGCAGUCCGGAUUUCUGUCCGGAAACUAUUGAGACAAUCGGUUUCCGAAGAUUCAGACUCGUAA